AUGACAUCACCCAAUCCAGAUUUUCUCCAACCACCCCGACGCAAUCUUAAUCCAAAUCCGGACCAUGUAAUCCCCCUCACACCACAUCUUCGACCACCCUUCGCUCACUACCAUUCUUCCUCUACCUUACCGCCAACACCACAUACACCAUACUCUCCUCAAGCUCCAUCCAACUCUGGUGAAUCUUCGACUCGUCUUCGACCUUAUCUAUCCUUAUCGCCUCGAAUCUUACUCACAUUCUUCUCCCCAUGCUUGCUCCCUAUCAUCCUCACUAUCGCUCACAUGCUUCAAAACCGAUCAUCCACAGCUUCAUUAGCGGCAUCCCUCAAACAAUCGAUGCUCAGCGCUUGUAGUGGAUUAGCCAAAGGAGCAGCAUCGAUCCAGACCAUGCCUAGGUAUUUAGCCAUGCAAACGAACGAAGAAGUGGUCAGAGCUACUCAAGCUAGUAUUUUGGCUAUUGGAAGUAUGUUGAUGGACGCUGUGACCAUCAUUGAGGUGGUGGUGGAAUUUAUCGUGGAUACGUAUAGAAGUUUACUAUUGUGUACGAUAGAGCUGGUUGUCAGAGGAACUUUGGAGAUCCUCAUCGCGGCUGUAGAUACCAUCACCGACGGUAUCACUACGGCCCUGAACAGCAUCCGAGAGGAGAUACAAGAGGAUAUCGCUAGUGCCAACAACAUCAUACAAUCUGCUGUAAGCGGUAUCAAUUCGGUCACUUCACUUGUCAACGUCAAUCUUUCAGUACCGGAAUUCUCCAUCCCUUCUCUUGACUUCCUUGCCAACGUGACUAUUCCGACAGGAUUCGAAGACAGUCUGAUCAAACUUAAUGGAUCACUGCCAACGAUGAUCGAGCUAAAAGACAAGAUGAGCGAUCUGCUCAAUACUCCAUUCGAAGCUUUGAAGCAAGAGAUCAACGAGACUCGUAUCGAGAUGGCAGCGAAUUUCAAUUCGUCGAUGUUACCCGUUCCAUCCCUUUCAAAACUUUCAGCAAACACGGCCAAUGAUCUUCAGAAUGAUCUAUGUGCAGAUCUCGAUACUUCGCUUAUUGACGAUACUGCCAAAGCCCUACACAAGCUGUCUAAUGUAGCUAUAGGUUUAAUGUUCCUCCUGUUAUUUGCCAUAUGGGCUGCUCUAGCAAUUUGGGAAUGGAGAAAAUGGCGUAUGAUGAAGAAUGCUGUAGAAGCUGUUGAGGAUGAAUGGAGGAGGGAAAAUACAGUAGAUGCUUGGAGGAUGGUGGCGAUCGUGGAAAAUCCAGUGUUGGAGAAGUAUUCGAGGGGGAUUUUAGGCAGGGUGACAAAAUCUAGCAGGACACGAACGAAUCUGAGGUGGUUUUUAUCCUACCUUGGUCAUCCAACAUGUCUAGCUCUCCUGUUCAUCUCACUACUCGGCUUCUUGUCUAUCCAGUUCCAGCUUGUCGCGCUUGACGCACUCAAAGCACACGCACGGGAAAAUGCAAAUUCAACUGUAGCAGCUUCAACCAAUUCCCUCACCACCAAGCUGAAUGCUGCGGCCAUGCAGUCAAGUCAAGAGUAUGCCGAUCAAUAUAACGCUGCUAUUGCCGAAUAUCAACGGAAGAUAGACGAUGAGCUGUUCGGAUCUUGGUUGAACACCACUGCUGUUACUCUCAACACCACGUUGGUAGAAUUUUACGAUGGUGUUGAACAAGUUCUAAACGAUACUUUUGGCGGUACGAUUCUAUACAACCCUAUCAACAACUUCAUGUACUGCAUCCUCGGAGCUAAGAUCGACAAUUUAGAAAAAGGUUUAACGUGGAUAUCCGAGCAUGCUCAUAUCGAGUUGCCCACUUUACCAUCCAAUAUCCUGAUGCUCUCCAAUGACUCGAUGAACGAAAUUGCCACCCCUAUCGCGUCUGCUGCUGUUGGUUCGGGAUCCUCGUCCGAUGGAGAAGAAGAUGAGGGUAUCGUAGGAGAUCUGAUCAAGCACUUCGAAAGUGCUUUGAAAGCCGAAAGAACUUUCUAUGGUAUAAUGAUAGGAAUGUGGGGGUUCCUAUUUGUAGUAGGGGUGAUAGUAGUAAUUUGGAAUUCAGGUGGAAGAGAUAAAUACUAUUCAAUCAGAGGAAAAACUACCCCACCUAAUAAUCACGAUAGUCCCCCAACAGGCGGGAGCAAGUGGAUACCAUGGAUGAAAGAUACACAUCCGAUUUACGAUACUUACACGGAAAAACAAUUCAGAGGUACCGCUCCUACACCUAUCCCCGCCAACAUCCCAACAAUCAUCGAGCCUAACUCCACCAACGGCGAAAAGAGUUUCUUCGAAUAUCCAGACGACCACAAGGAAAAUACUCUUCGACAUUUCGUCCCCAGGAAGGGAACCUUCGGAUCUACCAUUUCAUCAUUGGCUGCUCCAGGUCAAGCGUUCUUGAAAUUAGCAGGAAGGAACGUAUCUUCCACUUCUACUGCUGGUCAUGAAUAUGAUGACAAUGAGGAGGGACUGGUGGAGAAAGGAGUCAAUUCAGAGAAAUACAAUUCAACCUACUACAACGAUCGACAACCUGAUUUUUCAAGAAAGAGGGGUACUUCUCCCCUAGAGCCGGGACAGGCAUUCUGGGUCCAUAAGUUCUACGGCGCGAUAGAAGGUGUAAAAUCGAUCUUCCCUACUAGAGGACAGAAACAUGGUGCCGCUCUGAAUAGGAAUGGAAGUCAAAGGACUGAAAAUUCUUUUGGAGCAAGUCAAGUUCCAACGGCUAGAACUCAACAAACUGAUUGGCCAAGUUAUUAUGACGGUAACGGUAAUCGUGCUCAAGAGGAUUCAAGGGAUGAACCGGAAUGGACGAUGGUCAAUCCUCAGUCUAUCGGACGAGCUCUAGCAAAUGAAGAUCUGCAAGAUGAAGAUGGUCGAUAUCCUACCAAUAAGAUGAUUUACCCCAGACCCAUGUCAAGAGCCCCAACCCUGAGUGAAGGUAUGGUCUUACCCAAGACUCAUCCGUUCCGUCCUUUCACAAGUACCAACCCUUUUGAAGAUCGACCACCCAGUCUACCACCUAAACACGUGAUCAGUGAGAACGGGUACUGGGAUGAGAGCCAGAAUGUUAAACACGAUUCGAUAGAUUACCUUCAGUCUGAAAAUGAAGAUUCACAUGAUCAAGGGGAUAACGAAGAAAGAUUAAUGUCUAUCAUCUCACCUUCCACUACAACCUCUUCUGUUCAGAACUAUAUGAUCAACGAGCAGCCCAAAGUCCAAUCAGUCAAUAAAGUUCAACUAAAUGGAGUGGAAGAAAAUAAUAGAGGGACGACAGCGUUAGCAGGGAUCUUACAAGAGCUGCAGGAGAAGAGGAAAAGACAAGUUGAGAUGGAGAGUGAUAGAGAUAAAGAAGGUGAGGUGUUUAGUGAUUCUAGGAGAAUCAUCUGA
Kwoniella botswanensis is the source of this 3366-nucleotide messenger RNA. RefSeq lists its product as uncharacterized. Lineage: Eukaryota; Fungi; Basidiomycota; Tremellomycetes; Tremellales; Cryptococcaceae. Gene Ontology annotation, cellular component: mating projection tip. The transcript has 5 exons. The coding region runs from base 1 to 3366 and encodes 1121 amino acids. The record is from RefSeq and is a predicted model, not a curated record.